AUGUCUGCUAACAAGGAACUGGUUCCAGUGCUGCCAUCUACUUCAAAACAAGAGAUCAAAAAAACAAAAGAUACAUCUAUAGUACCUGUCAGCAAGGAUAAUAAAGAACUCCCUGAGCUAAGAGACAAGUCAGGUGCUGCAGACCAUUCAAAGCCUCUUCCCAAAUCCUUACAGCGUGAUUUCAUCCCAGAAGAGAUCUUUGUUGCUCUGACCUCUGCUGCCAAACCUGUCCAAUGCCCCACUUUUUUAAGACCCCCAAAGAAAAAAACUAUAAAAGACUUUCAGGGUUGCAUCCGUACUGCUGAUGGGGUCUGGCAACACCCUGUUCGCAGAAACAAGUUUCGAUACUUGAUUGAGCAUCCCGUCUGCUUGACAGGAGCUGGAAGGGAUGUCUCUUUUCUGUAUGAUGUUGUUGCUGAAAAAGAGGCAAAGAAUCCUCCACCAACUCCCGUACCUCACAAGACUUUGGAGCAGGAAGCUGUUGUGACUAAACAUCCAGCAACUAUAGCAGACACCCUUGUUCCAGAGGAAUUUCAUAUGGUAAAAAACAGAAGUGUCCUGGGUUUGGAGUAUUACGACGAUAAAUUCACAACUCUACUUGAAGACGAGGAAAACAGGCUACGAGUUUUCCCAUCCAUGAAGCCAUCUGGGAGGCUGGAGGUCCUCCAACUGAUGAAGGUGAUGGACAGCAUGUUAGAAAAGGCUGGGGUAGAUAAUGAGGAUGUUGGAGUCAAAGGGCUUUCACAGAUGCACAAUGUGCUGGAGGUGCUGAAGGUGGAACAGAACAUCUACAAUAUAGUGUUUCAUGAGAUCAUCAGGCAGGUCAGCGUUGACUGUGCAGAACGAGGAGAACUCCUUUCCAUGCUCAGACAAAGAUAUGUUGAGUUGCUAGAACGGAUUCCCAGACAAAUGAGGACUCUCUACAAAGAAAUGAUGGCACAGAGGGUAAUGGACAAACACAUCACAGAUGAGUUAUUCAAUUUCAAAGAAGCUAUAGGACAACUGGCAAGGCAGCUGAAUGCUAUCCAAGAACAUGACCACAGAGCAACUGUUGAAGCAGAAAAAGCUUAUGAGGAGCUGGAAAAGGCAGUACGGGAGUCCGAGAUGAAUGCAAACCUCUUGGAUGAAUAUCGUGAACUGUAUGAAUUGCAGAGAGCAAGGCUUGAGGCUCAAAUUCACCAGCUGACGCAAGAAAAAGAGCUGUGGAGCAAUACUGCAUAUGAUUUGGCUCUUAAGGUGAUUGAAAAGAACAAGCUGAUCUUGGCUCGCAGAAUGUAUGACAGUGAAAAUGGUUGGAUCAAAGUCAUAAGGCACUUCAUAAUGCUAUUAGCAUCACAGGAUGCCACUGAUCUUUCUGCUCUGCAGCAUUUGACACAGGAGUUCCGGGAACUCUUGAAACAAAUUGGAGUAGAGGUGGAGCAAGUUGAAGAAACCAGUAGGGAAAGAGCAAGAAGUAUUCAGAAUGGUUUGGCUGGAUGGCUCAAUUACUUCUAUAAUCAUGUUCUUGGAAAAGGAAAUUACACUCUUGCAAAGGGAGUUGCCUUGUUGGAUCAAGUUCUUGCAGAUCUCAAGGUUUGGGAAAAGAUGUUGAACGAGGAGUUGGGGCAAUACGGAGGGGAUGUGCUCCUAGCGAGACAAGAGCCCUUCAAGACCGCUGCCAAGCUACAGAGGCAGUGGGUGGAGCUGGGAGUGGCUGUGCUUGGGCGCCACAAAGACCUCCAUGGCAAGAUGCCUCCUCAGCUGAAAAUGCUGGAGGAAAUCAACAAAAAUACCAACAAGCUCUGUGAACAGCACCGAAUAAGGACCAAUGGGGAAAAUGGAUCUGCCAGGAUUUUAAUAAGUUUGGUCAAUAGUUUGGAAGACUGGUCAUUCAAAAUGCUAGCCAGCAAGCAGAAAUCCGGUAUGCAUGAAGCUGAAUGGAUAAAAUUUUUCCAAUCUGUUUCUGAUUGGCUGACCCAAAUAGAUGAUCUGCUUAAGUUCAUUGGUUCCACUGAGACUCCAGAGGAAAGAAAACAUCGAACAUUUAAGACUAUCCCGGUGGUACCCGAGAAUCUGUUCAAGAAGAUUCAGCAGUGGAUUCUGACAACCACUAAUUGUACGGAAAGAGAACACGUUCAGCUUACCCACGAAUCCACUGAUUUCCACAAUGUUCUGAGCAAGUGGAUGGCGAACCUGUUGAUCCACAUGGUGCCAGACCACAUCUCUCGUGAAACUCUCCCUUUGACCAACGCAGAAGCAGCAAGGCAGGCAGAGCAUAAGAUGUUAAACAUUUUCAACUUGGAAGGAGAAGCCAUGGGUCUAGCUGCAAAGCUGAGCAAAUUCUCCUGUUAUAUGGUCAGCUGUUGCAAGGAGAUGGUUGCAUCAAUGACACGUAAGAAACUGGCUACCUUUGAACCCAAUGCGGAUUAUGAAUUGCAACAGUUGGAGAAGAUCAAAAUAGAGUGCCUGGAUUGGAUCGAAAUCUGCAACCUUCUCCUGUCUGAAAUGAAGACCUCUCCUACCACAUUAAUCAGCAAAGAUGAGCUGGUCAGCCUGUUUGGCUUAGAGGUGCUCCAGCUGAAGCGGCAACUGCCACCUGAACCAGAGCAUGGCAUGAAGAGCGCCUCCUUCAUUCGAACAGUAGAGGCUCCAGAGGAGGGUAAGAAAGAGGAAGAACCUCACUCUCAGAAAGCAGCGGAAAAGAAAGAAGUGCUGGAAACGGAGGAAGGGCCACCUGUGCCUGGUUCCAGCACCAAUGAGCAAGCUGAGAUUGCUUCUCCAGUCCGAUACCUUGGUGAUGAUUGGAAUGUGCAUGUCAAACCUCUGACCAUGGAAGAAAUCACAGUCUCAGGGCGGGACUUGUAUGCCAGCCAGUGGACCACUAAAUACUCAAAAAAGGAAUUUGAGAUGCUGGCGUCACUGGAAAUUCUGGAAGAGCGGCUGAUAGAGGCUGAAAAACGAGCGCAACAAGCAGAGGAAAAAUCAGAAGCCCUUCAUGAGGAGUUGGAAGAAGCUCUGACAAAAAUAAACGACCUGGAGGGUGAUGCACCAAAACUGAAGGUUGCUGGAGAGAGGGCUCCAAAACCUGAACCAGAAUCCUCUUCUAAAAGAAAGUCUGAUCCAUCCAUAUUGCCUGCUACUACUACUAAAACAUCCACGCCCCGUCCUAAGAAAUCCACUAAACCCAAGCGCUGAAGAGGAACCAGUGGUUUCAAGAAAGCCUUCGGCUCCUGCUUGAAGUUGACAUUUGGCCCAGUAUGAAGGUUGCACAUCCCUGGAGCGCAAGGGCUACUUGAAAUCCUCCCAGUUCUGUUAGCAUUUUAGUACAGUACAUGGACAGAAGUUGACUGGACAUUGUGGAAUCGUUUCCCAAUUUGUAUUAUUUAUUUAGAAAACAGUCGAAGCUCAGG
Elgaria multicarinata webbii is the source of this 3389-nucleotide messenger RNA. It is a transcript of the gene AXDND1, whose product is annotated as axonemal dynein light chain domain containing 1. The record is from RefSeq and is a predicted model, not a curated record. The transcript has 25 exons. The coding region runs from base 1 to 3174 and encodes 1057 amino acids. Lineage: Eukaryota; Metazoa; Chordata; Lepidosauria; Squamata; Anguidae.